Molecule: messenger RNA, 832 nt
Organism: Puccinia graminis f. sp. tritici CRL 75-36-700-3
Lineage: Eukaryota; Fungi; Basidiomycota; Pucciniomycetes; Pucciniales; Pucciniaceae
Exons: 3
Coding region: 247-501 (84 amino acids)
Biological process (GO): copper ion transport
Cellular component (GO): cytosol
Molecular function (GO): copper ion binding; copper chaperone activity
Source: RefSeq, a predicted model, not a curated record
GGCAGUUGGGACACGGGAUGCGGUGGGUAUGGCAUCCGCGGACCGCUGGGCAGAAACUUGAUGGCUCGCGACAACCGAGCCGGCCACACAGACACGAGGGUUGUCACGUGCGACAGUGAGCUGAAAAAGCCUCCCCCCAACCUCGGAAUCUCUCCCAGCGCCAACAGCCUCACCACACUCGAUUCUCAUUCCAACACCAACAUCAUCAUCAUCACCAUCAUACUCAUCCAAUCUUAAAUUUUCAGAAUGUCCGAAGCCGCUGCGACAUCUUCUGGUCCAGAACAACAGUACAAAUUCAACGUGGCGAUGACCUGUUCAGGUUGCUCCGGCGCGGUCGAGCGGGCCUUAAAGAAACAAGAAGGAGUUUCGAAGAUCGAUAUCUCUCUAGAAACCCAGACCGUCUUGGUCCAUGCUCAUGCCCCCGCCACUUUCGAUAUCGUACGAGAAAAGAUUGCCAAGACCGGAAAAACUAUCAACAGUAGUGAGGUCGUAGUUUCUUAAAUACCGUCAACUCAAGCCAGUCCUACCACAUUCGGCUCUGGAGAAAUGAUGAUCGCUGUUAAGCUCGUUGAAGAUCGAUGGGAUUCGUUGAACGCCUCGCCAGAUCCACAACAUCACUUCAAUGAUCCAUCCUCUCUCCGAUCAGUGCAAUCCCGCCGGCAUGCUCUCGUUCUCCUUCUAUCUCUAUCUCUCUUCUCUUCAAAAUUGUAGCACCGUCGAAAUCAAUGUCUCAUUUACUUCAAGUUGACUGACAUGGAUGUGAACUGAUGAAAAAAAAUGAAAAAUGUUAGAGAUAAAAAGGGACGGAGUAAGAUGUGAUUCCUUUGUGAAA